GGUCUCAGCAGGAGCAGGAGGAACAGAACGGAGCACCGGGUGGGGAGAAGGGGAAGAGACAGGGCAGAAUCACGAGAGAAGGAGAGAGGGCGACUGUCGACUCACGUAUUCAGUAUUCGAUGCACUGUCGUGCGGUGUCCGUCGUGUCGUGUCGCGGAUGGAUAACCGAAAUUGAUCGCGACGUUGAUCGGCCGCUCGAGAACAUCAUUUUCAGGAUUACUCGUCAGAUAGAGAGAUAUCACACUUCCGUUAUCCGACAUUUUAUUUAAACCGAAAAAGCCUCGUUAAAUCUCCAUUCCCUCGUUUCUUCGAGCGCUCUCGACGCGUAGAUCAUUGUCCUUGGGGAUCCUUGAGGGGACCGCGCCACCGCAAGGACAUCUGGACGUCCUUCCGCUCGGCGGAACGGACCCUCGGUCGUUGAUCGAAUUGGAGAGCAACAAGUGGUCGUCGCGCGACGAACGAGGCUGACGCGCCUUUCUCGUUUCUCGUCGCCCUGAAGAAGAAGAAGAAGAAGAAAAAGAAAAAAAAAAGAAAAAGCCAGGGACUCUCGGCGCGCCGAGGAAAGUGGCUCGAGGCCACUCGCUUCGAAUCUUCGAAUUCCUUGGCGAGCGCGAGCCACACGAUGCGGCUCCGAUCGUCCAUGUCGCGUAACGUCGCUAUCUCGCGGAAUCUCAAAGGAAUAUCUUGAAGAAUUUUGAACAAAAAGAGAGUUAAAAAAAAAAAAAAACGAAGUUUUUGUUGACCCAAUGAUCUAAGGCAAAUAUGAUGUUUACAAAGAGAUAUCGCUUUGCUUUAAACGUGGCGAAGAAACCGAGCGCAUGAGAAGAGAUACGCUUCUGAAGUACAUCCUUGAAGACGAAAUUAGAGUUUCGCGCAAGGAAUAUACGAGAGCCGAGAGCAUUAAUAGCUGAGUUUUAAAUUCUAUCAAUUCGAGACUGUUUUAACAAGAAAUGGAACUUGUGAUUUGUUGUUUACAAUUUCUUUUAGAUGAAGUACUAUUUAAAGAACUCUGAUAACUGGCGCCGUUUCAGCAAAGUUGUUCUCAUUCUCCGGAAUCAAUUUUUCGUAUAAUCUCUUACUCGUUUCCCGGGUAUUUAGUCAAAAGACAGUUCUUUUAUCAGUGCCCGGUUCGUGAAGGUUGGGAAUAAUUCGCGUUCGUGACCUAGCGACGAUUAUGUACGAUCGGUCGUAACCGGAGGAGGUGCGACAGGAUGAUGACAGUCAUGCGAACGCGCUUCUCGGUCGAGUGUUUCAAGUGGCCGCUAACGGGAACGGCCGACGAUGUCGUCGUCCGUUGAUGACAAGGAUUCGCAUCCCAGGCAUUCUUAGACAUUUCGAAGAAAAACCAAUUGUUUCCGCUUAACAUUUCUCUGAAACUCUCUUGAGUUUCAGUCUCAUCAACGAGAAACAUUAUUAUUCGAGAAUCCGCAGUGACCAGUCGAGUGACCAUGAUGAAGUUCAAAUCGCUGUUUCGCAGAGGACAGCCCAGCAGUCAUCAGCAAUCGGCGCAGCAGCAGCAGCAGCAAUCGGCAUCGCUGCGCCCGGCGCCGAGCGCCUCCUCGCUGGAGGCGAAGAACGACGUCUCGCCGGUCGGAAACAACUGGGCCGGCUCCGUGGCGAAUAAGGAGCCGGUCAGGACCAAGGCGACGUCGCCGGCGAAGGGCCCGGCCAAGGUCUCCAGGAUGCAAGAGCUGGAACGAGAGAUUGAAGUUUUGCGCAAGGAUCGCGCACGCCUCGAAGCCAAUCUGCGCGACGCGGCUACCGACGCUCAGACUUUGCGCGAGCUACGCGCCGAACUCGCCGCCCUCAAGGAGCAGCACAGUUUGGAGCUGGAACGUCUUACCGAAGAGAACGAGGUUCUUUGCGCUCGUCUCAGGGACGUGGCUCAUUCUCCGCUGUCGGACACGGAGAAGCAACAGCUGCUGCUGGACGCUUCGAGGCUUCACAACUCCGCCCCAGCUUCAAUCGCCAUCCCUCAGGAUGAAAGUCCCGCGAUUAACGUCAGCACACCUCAGGAGGGAGCUCAAUGCACAACGCCAGACUGGGACAAAUACUCCUCCAGCUCGAUCAGGUCGGAGGUCUCGGUGGCGUGCUUGCAAGACAGAAUCUUGCAAAUGGAGGAAACGCAUUAUUCCACAAACGAAGAAUUGCAGGCUACUAUUCAAGAAUUGAGUGACUUGCAGGCGCAAGUGACGGAGUUGCAAGCUGAUAACGAAAGAUUGACCGAGGAAAAAGGUGUUCUCUUGGAGUCACUAUGUCGCCAAACGGAGAAGCUAGAAGACUCUCGAUCCAAAGUCGAUACUCUACAAGGGCUACUCCUGAGAGAAGAGCAGCCACAGGAGAUGUCCAAAGGCUACAACACAGAGAGAGAACAGAAACUGGUGGAUCUUUUAAAAAGCGCGCAGGAGGAACGAGAAGCUCUGCUUCAAAAGCAAGAGGAGCUGACCUGCGAACUGAAGAAUUUGCGAGCGACUGCCGACGCUAGCGCGGCGGAAGCCCAACGACUAGCCAAGUGCGUUGAGUUGCUGGAAGCGUCAAUGAACGUCACGAUUGUCGAGCGGAAGCAGCUCGAUAAGGAAUUGGCAGAAACUCGGCAGGAAGUUGCAAAUCGUAGCAUAGAGAUCAGCAGGCUGGCAAUUCUAUUGGAGAACGCUCGGGCAAAGAUCGAAGAAACGGAACAGUCUAGACAACCGGAGAACAAGAGCAAGGCGGACGAGUUGUUGGACGCGGCCAGACGCGAGAAAGACACACUGGAGACGCAGGCGGCCGCGUUGCAGGAACAAUUGGCACGUUCACACUGCGAUCGCGAUCGAUGGAGGGAUCAGUACUCGCAGCUUCAGGAAGAAUAUAAAGUGGCUCAAAACAACGCAAAAUCUGCCAUAGAUGACUUGGAGUACAGACUGAAUCAACUGAAGGACGAGCGGCUGUCUGUGAGCACAGAGCUGCAACUCGUCCGGGACUCUCUGGCGGAAUUGCAGGCGCAGUGCCAACGGCACUUGGAGGACAAGCGGGAACUCAAGGUCGCGCUGAGCGAAACGCAACAAAAGGAAAGGGAGGCGCAAACGCGUAUGUACGAGCUUGAGUGCGCGUUGGCCGACGAACGUAAAUUGCGGCAGGACGAGAGCGCGGAAUGGGAACAAUUCCAGACCGAUCUGCUGAUGACGGUGCGAGUCGCCAAUGACUUCAAAACCGAGGCUCAGAGCGAGCUCGAGCGCGUCGUCAUGGAAAACAAGGCGCAAAGAGACAAGCUCCGAGCGCUCGAGGCGCAGCUCGAUAAACUGAACAAAGACAGCACUGCAGUGAAUAGCUGCAAAGCGUUCGAUACCACUAACGGGAAUAAGCUGAAAACGGGGAGCGUGAUAUUAAAGCGUGGUCGGACGAUUCUAAAAAGACGUUACGAUCUGAUAAAACACGUAUCGCGAAACAGCUUGUUGAAAACGACGAUGGACGAUCGAGAAAACGUAAGUGUCGUCGCUUUUUCGAGCGAAAAGAAACACGAUUUGUUGCCGGACGACAACAACGAUUUGGCGCUUAAAAAAAAAGCCAUCACGUUGGACGAGAAACUGAUUUCCGGCGAAGAGAUCGAAUUUUGUCCCAACUUUCGCAUCGAAAAACCUCGUGCCUCGGAUGAGGCGGACGAACGUGAUUCAGCGACUCGAAGUUCAAGACAGUCGAAAUCGUCGGGAAGCGAGUCCUCCAAGUUCUAUCUGUUCUCGAAUGAAUCGGAUAACGUUUUCAAUUCGAGCGACGCAUUCUCAACGAUCGCGGACGAUUAUCCGAAACUGUACGUCACCGUUGCAAGAACGUCGGACAAGGACGAAGCGAAGAGUUCGUUGUUGAAAGAGAUUCGCGGUAUACAAAACGCCGACGGGGAUUCUUACGGCAUUGAUAUCUCCAACAGUCGUUUCUUCGUACCGAGAGAUUACAUAUUUUCCGGCGUGGAGUGCGUUAUGAACGAUCUGAAGUUCGAGGUCGAUCCGGAGAUGGGGAAACUGUUGCAAAGAAGUUACAGCAGUCCGAGCACGAGUCAAUCGUCACCCAAUUUGGUCGACGUCGAGUCGUCAGACGCGACGACGAAGCAACGCGGGAAUUCGAGAUACGUGAAAGCGCUUUCGGAUCCGCCCCUGACAUUGAGAGAACACAGCGAACGAAGGCAGAGAUUUUUGAAGAAGCGCGACUCGAAACCGCGUCGCGAGAUAGUCGACUUGCCAUUGAACGCGACAACCCCGCAAUCGUCCGCGGUAUCGCGAACUGGUCGAAAUCACGCGGAAUCGUCGUUGGACGACAAAUCCGAACAGUCGCGUGGGACGAGAUGCGAUAAAUCUUCGUCUACGUUAAAAGAUGCGGAAGGGAAAACAUUGCGCGGUAACUGGGUGUGGACGGCGAAGCAGGUUAUCAUCGACGAUGACGAAACCGCGGUUGAAUCUUUGUUGUCGAAAUGUGAUCGAGAAAAAAACGCGUUUAAAGAUUCGAAGAUACUCGGCUCGUCCAGCGAGAGUCAUGUCGUUACGAAGUCACCGAGAUUCGAGAAGAAUGUAAAUGGUUCCAGUUCCAAAGGUGCAAUUUCAACCGCGUUAAACGCUUCGUUGGGCAGACGAAAGUCGUAUCCGUUGUCACCGAAACCGUCGGAGCGUCGAGUUUCGACCAAAUCGGAACAUCCGAUCUCGGUUGAUUCAUCAUCGCUCGCGUCAUCGAGAAAAGCGAGAUAUUCGAAUCAAGAGUUGGAUCGGCAAUCGACGUGGUCGAGAUCGAGCGAGACGAAUCGAUCGAAUCGCAUGAAAUUCUUGCAGAGUAGUUUACAGGCCGCGAGCGAGGACGAUUCUCCUCGAGUCGAGGAGACGGUUCCUUUCUCGACAAGCGAAGAAUCGAGAUCGUCGUCGCCAAGUGUCGCGAGCUCCGUUCGCAAAGACGAAACUACUCCGUCAGUGGGUCGAACGUCGUCGUUGAGAGAAAAGUUUGAAACGAUCGUAGAAGACGUGGAAUUGAGGAUGGCGCCGGGUCGGCGCUUGUUGCAAACAAGCAAUUAUCUCGAGCCCAACCAGAAACAACAACCGACUUCGAGACCAGCCAGCACACCGACGGAAACGCAACAAUCCGUGUUAACGAGCGUGCAGCAGGAGAUCGCUGCUCGUAGAAAGGCCAACAUCUCGCGUCAGGACUCGAGGCUUUCCGUGAAGUGUUUGAUCGAGAGUAUCGAGAACGCCACGAAACAAGCUAAAGCUGGACCCGGAAGCCGUAGCAGUUCCACAUCGUCUCUGAAUUCGAUCGGAACGACGGACAUCAUGUCCUUGAAGGCUCCUCUGAGAGACCAGCAGCAAAUAAACAAUUUGAUCUGCACGGCAAAUUCGACGAACAACAACAAGACGCAGUCGUCGAUCGCGAAGAAACCGGUGUCAGAGACUAAGUCGACACCCGUCGUUCUGAGUCCGGGCGAGCUGUUAGACCCGAGCGCUCUGAACGCCAAGGCGAUUGACUUCGUGCGACGGAACAGCGUGACAGAUCUGUCGGAACGCAAGGAUCCUCUGUGCGGUUUGGUGAAGAACGGCGGGUCCAAGCGCAACGCUUUGCUCAAGUGGUGUCAAAAUAAGACAAUAGGCUAUAGAAAUAUCGAUAUAACGAACUUCAGCAGUUCGUGGAACGACGGCUUGGCGCUGUGCGCGAUUCUUCAUUCCUACAUGCCACACAAAAUACCGUACGAUACGUUGACGCCGGUCGAGAAGCGGCGAAACUUCUCGAUCGCCUUUGCUGCCGCCGAGAGCGUUGGCAUAUCCACUACUCUGAACAUCGGGGAAAUGUGUCAACUGGAGCGACCCGAUUGGCAGCAAGUUAUGACGUACGUGACGAGUAUUUACAAACACUUCGAAACGUAACUGAUCAUACCGUCCCACUGAUCGUAUCGUCGGUGAAACUAAAGCACGUCCUACUACUGUGUAGUAUCCAUCAAAUGCUCUUGAAAUCGCGAACAAAAACAGGACGUAGAAGAACAACAACAGCAUCUAGUCAGGCAAGUUGUAUAGAACAAAGAGACACGCAGCAAGAACGUCCGAAAUGAUUAUUUCCUAACUUUGUUGUAUGCGCUGUAUAUAUAGUUUUGUAAAAUGUAUGGCUGCUGAAACAUAUACGCAGAGAUACUUCAUCGGAAGAUUCAAACACCAAAUGGAAUUGUUGUUACUAUGAGACUGAAAAUUAUACAUAUACUUACAUACACACAAUCAUACAUGUAUGUGGCUGCUUCGCGUAGAAACUUUUUUGUCUCGAAACGAAUAUAGAAAGCUAUAAAGAAAUAACCGCAGUCUUUUGCAAGGCGAAAGUUCGUUACAACCGCGUACAAAGUUUAGCGUUUGUGCGUUUGUGCGUGCGCGAAGAGUACGCACACGCACAUCGACUCCGCAUCCACUAGUUUUUCGCGCCGUUUUUCAGAAAGAAGAGUGAUUGCGAAUUAAGAAGAAAAAAAAAAAAAUAAAUAAUAAAUAUUUGCGUUCCUCGCGAGUAUUUUUGUACAGGUAUUAUUUUUCGAGAGACUUUUUCGUAGUGUUUUAAGAUACAAAUGUACAGAACAAAGCGCCUUAAUUUAAGAGAUUCUAUUUAUUACAAUCAGUCGCAUUUAAGUCGCUCGCCUGCCCGAGAGAGCGGAGAGAGUUCGCGAAGAGAAGAGGGGAUUGUUUUUACGUUUCUGCUUUGCAGUUGACGAAGAGGAAAAGAAAAAGAGAGAGGUUAAGUUUUCUCUGUGAUAUAGCAAGAUAUAGCCUCGAGACGGAUACAUAAAUGUUAUACUGCGUUAUUGGUAUUACUAUAUAUUACACUAUUGUCGCUAUAUAUAUAUUAUAAAAUAUCGUCCUCACACAUCUCUCGUCGUUGUUGUAUCAUUAUGUAGACUAUAUAAAUAUAUAUAUAUAGAUAUAUCGCUGUCCGAUGUAAAACAAUAAAUUCGCCUAAUGAAUAUUUAAGAUAUUAAGUUUUUCGUAAUUAAGAAAUAAAUUUUAAACAAGUAGCACACAAUAAAUUCAUCAACAUCGUAUCUUCCAACCUUAUCGCUCCAUCUCGCGAUAUUGUAUGCGUAAGAUCAAACACGGGAGAAGAGACGUUGAUGCUUUAGUUUAUUUAUUCAAGAUUGUAUAUUACAGCGGUAAAAAAAAUAUAUUUUAUCAGUAUUU
Molecule: messenger RNA, 7154 nt
Organism: Pseudomyrmex gracilis
Lineage: Eukaryota; Metazoa; Arthropoda; Insecta; Hymenoptera; Formicidae
Product: cytospin-A-like
Exons: 11
Coding region: 1449-5870 (1473 amino acids)
Biological process (GO): actin cytoskeleton organization
Cellular component (GO): microtubule organizing center; filamentous actin
Molecular function (GO): protein binding
Source: RefSeq, a predicted model, not a curated record